AUGCACUAUGUCUCCCUAGAGGAGUCAGAAGUAUGGGAAGUCCUACCUGAAGUGACAGGGUCAGACUUCGGCUUGUUCGCUGCCAUAGUCAAGGCAAUAUACCCUGGAUGUGAAGAAGGAGACCAUCAUAUUCUGUUCCUGAACCUUAUCAUCCGGUCCGAUCCUUCUCUCAAGCCUCCUCCGGUUCCCAGUGGUUCUGGGCUCGCCCCUCUGGACUCUCGGCUCUCAUCGCCAGAUUCAGACAGGGAGGGCUCUGGCAGGGCCAGCAAUAGGGCCGACGGUUCCCUUUCCCCGGGGCCUGAAGGCAGCGAGUUCGACUUUGGUCAGGCUGAGAUGUUGACUUCAGCUCUUCCCCAAUUUGGGCUGCAACACCCUUCAGACGACACACCUCUCCGUGGGGGGGGCAGUGUGCUGCUCUCCCCUGAAGGAGGGCCUUGUGGCCAUAUUUGUGAGUGUUCUGGAGGAUCGGCAGUCUCCCCUUCCAUUCCUCCCCUCAAGAAGUGGAAAGGCAAGCAGCGGGCCACACUUCCCUCUAGGGAUUCACCAGAUCCGCCAAUUGCUUCUCCCUUGCCUUCGCCAUCUCGGGCCACCACCCCCCUUCCCCCAGGGAGGUUGCGCAUUCCAGGGGGGCGUUCGCGCGGCUCUAGCAGAGUUUCUUCCGCCCCUCCCCCUGUGUCACAUCGGGCCAUGAUCUGGGAGACCCUGCGGUUCAAGAGCAGGUCAGACUGGCAUUUUGCGACAACACUCAAUGGCAUUUCCAGGCCUCAGGCUCAGUUCAACUUCCCAGAGCAGGCAACUCGCACCCUUCUUCCAGGGGCAAAGCUCGGCUCUCUCUCCUUUGGCAUUUCAACCGCCGCCUCUGUUGCCCCACACUCAUUGCCCGUGGCACCAUCACAACUCCUGGGCAACACUCUGCCAGAGUCCAAGGCGGUGGCCAUGGCCUUGCGUAACAAUUGGCUCGUGCACAUUCCCUUGUCAGCCUUGUCCACCAAGUCCUUGCUGCACUUGGGUGCUUCCAUUCGCUCCCAGCUGGAUUCCGACCAGUCACUUUUGGUGAAAGAAGGAGUCUUAACAGUGUCCGCACCGCACCUUGAUACAAAGGUGGAAGGCCUGAUGACAGCGGAGGAUUGGCAGCAUGCUUGGCCACGGCUGGUCAAUAUGAUCAGAUGCUACCUGCCUGGUGAGGAGGCUGGCGUCAUAGCCGAUGAUUGGUGCUCCCAUUUUGAAGCUAUCUAUGAACGCUACGACUUCUUCCUCCGCCAGGCCUUCAUCCACAACCACUCUUUCAACCCUGUGCAUUGGCAGGAAGAGGUGUGGAAGGCUAUAGUUCGUGACCACGAAUCUCUGGCUGCUAGCUCCCAGCCCUUUCCAUCUGGGGGACGAGGAGGGGGCAGCUCCUCGUCCUUUCGCUCUGCCUCUACGUCUACGGCCGUUUCCAAACCCCCGUCCACUCCCGCGUCACGCGAUUCCUCGCAGCCUGUGUCAGCUCACCGCUGCAUCUUCUGUGGUAAGGCUGGUUGUCAUUCCUGA
Molecule: messenger RNA, 1530 nt
Organism: Suillus clintonianus
Lineage: Eukaryota; Fungi; Basidiomycota; Agaricomycetes; Boletales; Suillaceae
Exons: 4
Coding region: 1-1530 (509 amino acids)
Source: RefSeq, a predicted model, not a curated record